Molecule: messenger RNA, 1798 nt
Organism: Anopheles funestus (African malaria mosquito)
Lineage: Eukaryota; Metazoa; Arthropoda; Insecta; Diptera; Culicidae
Product: UDP-glucosyltransferase 2-like
Exons: 3
Coding region: 71-1702 (543 amino acids)
Molecular function (GO): UDP-glycosyltransferase activity
Source: RefSeq, a predicted model, not a curated record
GGAAGAGUGUGUUGCAAAUAUUUGCCAGCAGUGCUGCUUGUGAUGCUGCCUACGGACAGCUCCCCGUAGAAUGGUUUAUUUCGUCCCGGAACGUAGCAACGAUAAGAUGGGUUUAGUACGAUCGUUAAAAGACGUGAUGCUAUUAGCGGUGGUGCUGCUAGCGAUCGGUCGGGAAGGGAAUAGAUUUGCGCAAGGUGCUAACAUCCUUUGCCUGAUGGCAGUUCCCAGCCCGAGCCAUCACAUCUGGAAUCGAGUACUGGUGGAUGCGCUUGCAGCUCAGGGCCACAACUUGACGGUCGUGUCACCGGAUAUUGAGCCGCCGAAGCCUAACGUUACGUACAUCCAUCUGGAGAAAACGUACGACACGAUCCACGAGGGUGCGACAGCGAUCGAUUUCUACGAAAUGGGACAGGCAGGCAUGGUGGAGAGCAUGAAGAUAUUCUACGAGUACGCGAUCUCGAUGUGCAUCGGCAUACUGGACUCUAAGGGAUAUCAAACGAUCGUGAACUAUCCGAGUGAUUACAAGUUCGAUCUGGUGCUGUACGAUUUCACCUGCGGGCCGUGUCUGCUUGCCAUCUACCAUCGAUUCGGGCAACCGCCGAUGGUUGGUGUGACGGGAUUUAAUACACCACCGUACACGACGGAUCUGAUCGGUGGUCAUAAGUACUACGCCUAUGUGCCUUACUACACGUUGGAUUACGAUAGCAGCAUGAACUUUUACCAGCGCUUCUACAAUGCGGUUAUCCAUUGGAUUGAUUACUUCUACCGAAACUAUGUGUUUCUUCCCGAAACGGAUCGUCUUGUUAGGGAGCACGAAAAACUGAAGGAUCUCCCUUACCUGGGUGCUCUCGAUCAGAAAAUGAUGCUGAUGUUGGUGAAUUCACACCAUUCGGUUGAUUUCCCAGAACCAAUCCCCCAGAACAUGAUUCAAGUUGGAGGAUUGCAGAUCAUACCUCCCAAACCUCUACCUGCUGAUAUAGACCGAUUCAUCCGAGCCGGUAAGAAAGGUUCGGUUCUGUUUUCUCUCGGUACGAACGUACUCAGCAAAGAUCUUGGUCCGGAGCGUAUCAAAGCGUUCCUGCAAGCGUUCCAACAAAUGCCGUCCUAUAACUUCCUGUGGAAGUUUGAAACUGACCUGCCGUACGAUCUACCACCGAACGUAAUGGUUAAGAAGUUUCUGCCCCAGAACGAUAUACUUGCACAUCCGCACAUUAAGGGUUUCAUGACACAUGGUGGCCUGCUCAGUACACACGAAUCAACCUGGCACGGUGUACCGAUGAUUGGAUUUCCUGUUAUCGCCGAUCAGUAUCGGAAUCUCGCGAAAUCUAUUCGUGCCGGUGUAGCUGAGAAGGUGAGCUUGUGGGAUCUGACCACGGAAAAGAUUCGCAACACAGUGCUGAAGGUACUAGAGACACCACGGUACAGAGAUGCGAUAAAAGAGCGAUCGAGACUUUUUCAAGAUCAGUCGGAAACACCUCUGGAGCGUGCCGUCUGGUGGGUGGAAUGGGCAUUACGACAUCCGAAUGCCAAAACCAUCCAAUCGCCAACACUGGAACUAGGCCCCUGGAAGAGUGAAUUGUACGAUGUAAAGCUUUGUCUUGUGCUAGCUGUACUGUUCGUAUGCUACUUGCUACAUAAAGUAGGUAAAGCCUUGCUUGGUAAAUCUUCUCAGCCGGGUAAAUUGAAGAAAAAAGUCCACUAAUGAUACCAAGGAACGAAUCGACAUACAGCUAGAAGAAUCUCAAUGUAUCGAAUAUUAGAAUAUUUCAAUAAAUUUAUUAUGUUUGGAACAAAAAAC